AUGGCCCCCAACCAGCGCAUUGUCGUCUCUGGCGGCGGUCGCCCUCAGAAGGGCUUCGUCGGCAGCCUCUACGAUGAAAUCACCUCGUCCGAGAACGCCACCAUUGUUAGAAGCCUCCUGGUCUUUGGUGCCGGUGUCGCUUUCUUCCACAGCAGCCUCGGCGAGCUGCUCGUCCCUCCGUAA
This is a messenger RNA of Aspergillus glaucus CBS 516.65, 183 nucleotides long. Its product is annotated as putative TOM core complex subunit Tom6. Gene Ontology annotation, cellular component: mitochondrial outer membrane translocase complex. Gene Ontology annotation, biological process: protein import into mitochondrial matrix. Bases 1 to 183 code for a protein of 60 amino acids. The record is from RefSeq and is a predicted model, not a curated record. The transcript is spliced from 2 exons. NCBI's taxonomy places the organism in Eukaryota, Fungi, Ascomycota, Eurotiomycetes, Eurotiales, Aspergillaceae.